Molecule: messenger RNA, 4082 nt
Organism: Dicentrarchus labrax (European seabass)
Lineage: Eukaryota; Metazoa; Chordata; Actinopteri; Moronidae
Gene: gnl1
Product: guanine nucleotide binding protein-like 1
Exons: 12
Coding region: 154-1992 (612 amino acids)
Molecular function (GO): GTP binding; GTPase activity
Source: RefSeq, a predicted model, not a curated record
CAGUCUGCAGUGGAUAUGGCGUCACUGAAAAGUGUAGGAGUCGAGAAACUUCACCUAUGUAAAUAACGUCAACAAGAGGAGCCAUAGGCAGCAAUACACAGAGCAAAGCUAUAUAUAUAUAUAUAUUUAUAUUUAUCAGCUUAUUUUUUAAGUAUGCCCCGGAAAAAGCCAUUUAGCAACAAGCAGAAGAAGAAACAGCUACAAGUCAAACGGGAGCGAAAGAGAGGUGACACAGGUUCUGGGCCGAGCAGCCGCAAUGCCAGCGUGGAGCGAGGAGGAGAACGACAGUCAGACACCUCAGACAGUGAGACCACUGAUAUUAGGAGCAUAAAUCAGCAGCCCUUCAGCAGAGAAGGUAGAUAUGACCCCAACAGGUUCCGACUGCACUUUGAAAAAGAGAGUAAAGAAGAAGUGGAAAAGAGGAAGAAGUUGGCCAGGGAGAAGGUGCUGCAGCCCGUCUCAGACAAAGUACUUGAGAUCAGUAUCGAUGACAUCUAUCCCUCAGAGAAAGGUCUUGCUUUCCCACGACGGCCGCCCUGGAAUUAUGAGAUGACACGAGAGAACCUGAUGAGGAAAGAGGAGAAGUCAUACAAAGAAUACCUGGAUGACCUGCACUCCAGAAACCCACCUGGCUCUCUCAGCCACUUUGAGCAUAAUCUGGAGACAUGGAGGCAACUAUGGAGAGUGUUGGAGAUGUCAGACAUCAUCCUGCUCAUUGUGGACAUCAGGCACCCGGUGCUGCAGUUCCCUCCAGCCCUGUACCACUACAUCACAGUAGAUCUCCAGAAGCAUGUGGUCCUGGUGUUGAACAAAGCUGACCUGUGUCCUCCCCCACUGGUGAUCGCCUGGAAACACUACAUGACCUCUCAGUUCUCCCACCUGCAUAUAGUGUGCUUCACCUCCCACCCUGGACAGCCCUACAGCACAGUGCUCCAGAAGAAGAGGGUGAGGAAGCAUGCUGGCUGGAGUCACGCUGGAGGUCCUAUAGAUAUCCUGAAGGCCUGUCAGGAUAUCACAGCAGGGAGAGUUGAUCUAUCCAGCUGGGAGCAGAAGAUUCAGAGAGAUGCUGUUUCUGAGCGACGGGAUGGGGAGCAACCAGAUGAAGGAGCCGAGUCGGUGCUCGUAGAGCAUCAAAGUGACAGAGCUAUGGAGAUGAGCAGCCCAUCCCAGGAGCUCUACAAAGAUGGGGUUCUCACAUUGGGCUGCAUAGGCUUUCCAAAUGUUGGUAAGUCAUCUGUUAUAAACAGCCUGGUGGGGAAGAAGGUGGUGAGCGUGUCUCGAACCCCAGGCCACACCAAAUACUUCCAGACCUACUACCUCACCCAGACGGUCAAACUCUGCGACUGCCCCGGACUGGUUUUUCCCUCCCGUGUCGAUAAACAGUUACAGAUUCUGGCAGGCAUCUACCCAGUGUCUCAGCUGCAGGAGCCCUACAGCUCAGUUGGUUAUCUGUGCGAAAGAACCUCUUUCCUCUCUGUACUGAAGCUCAAACAUCCUAGUUUGCUGGAGAACAAACCCCACCAAGAAAACCAGGGAUCUGAAGAGCUCAGCUGGACUGCCUGGGAUGUGUGCGAGUGUAAGCCAAUUCUCAGUGAUAGGAGAGGCUAUAAGACUGCCAAAGCAGCUCGCAACGAUGUUUACCGUGCAGCUAACAGUCUCCUGCGGUUGGCAAUUGAUGGCAGAUUGUGCCUCUGCUUAAGACCACCUGGCUACAGCUGCCUGAGAGAGCACUGGGAAAAUCACCCAGACUUGCCGGAGAUUAUAGCUCUUCAAGGAAGGACGACAGAAGAGGAAGGAACGGGAGAGAGAGACGAUGACGAGGACGGAGAGUCCAGCACCGAGCCAGAGGAAGAGAGAGACCGAGAUGCAGACGAUGAUGAGGAUGGAGAUGAUGAAGAUGAGGGGUUAGGUCAUCCAAGAAGGAGGGACGAUAAGCCAUCUGGCUUCACUGUCAACAUGUACAAUGUCCUUCGGGAAAAUGAGUGCGAGUGAUGAUGGAGGGAAAGCCGAGCAGGAAGACAUUAGUUGUUCCUCUUCCCCCGACUUUUCCCUGUUUACCCCAGUGCACCUUUCAUUCCUUUCUUUCCUAAAUCUGCAUUCCUUCUCAUUUAUUCUUGCGCCUCAACUCCUCAUUUCACUACACGAUCUCUUCUAAUUCAUUGACCCAGUUUCUCCCUAUAAUAUACAGAGCAUAUUCAUGUAUUACAUGCUGUGCCUCUGCUCUGCUUGUUCAUCCUCAACGCUUAUUCUUUAGUGUUGCUUCUAAGAAUGAGUUUGGUUUGGUUUGAUUUAAUCUUGUUUUUGUUUUGCACGUAGUUCUCAGAAACAAUUGAACAAAGUAACUUCCCUCAACCUGGAAUAAUCAACCAACUGGUUUUCAAUCUCUUUAUUGAUAAGUGACUUCACAGCUGUGAUGCCAAAGUUCAGGAAAGUAUGAUAAAACAAAUCAGAAGCACUGUCGAUAUGAUGUCAUUCACUGGAGCAGCCAUUUGGCUCUCCGAGCAGCUGGAGAUUUAAGAACACGACUCUAAAUCUUCUUCAUAGACCAUAGUUUGUCACAACUUUGGUUAAAGGGUUUGGGAUGGGAUAUGGGAGAUAUGAGACCAUAAAAGUGGAGUGGAUAAAACCAACAUUUUUACACACACAACUUUGCUGUUACCAGUAUUACGGCUCUAUUAGAGGUUCAUUUAUCUGAACUGGGUUUUGAUUAUACUGUAUCUGAGAGGGAUAUUUGAUUUGGUGUGGUUCUACACAGUCAGCCAGAAAUAAAAAAAACUGGGAUGGGGGGAGGGAAGAGUAGUUGAAUCCUGUAUUGCUGCACAAGGCCGUUUCAGGAAUUUAACAUGUAGUGUUUUAACUACUACAAAAAUUAUCCUUAGAUGCUGAUGGAGAUCAGGAUUUUGGCUACACUCAUUCAGCAAGUUAAUAUAAUAGUGUCAGUACAGUGGGUUUGAUUCAACAGAUCAGGAAUAGUUCCACAAUGUGGGAAGUAUGUUUAUUGGCUCCAUUCCCGAGAGUCAGAUGAGAAGAGAGCUGCCACUCUUGUAUCUGUCUGGUAAAUAUGAAUUUGGAGCCAGGAGACGUUUAGCUUAACUUAGACUGGAAACAGGAGGAAGUAUAUAGCCUAUAUCUGUGCAAAGGAAACACAGUAGAAUUUAGUGGCAUUUAGCAGUGAAGUUCUAGAUCGCAACCAACUGAAUACUGCUCACUUUCCAACAGAUUCUCCUAAAUGUUACACACUGGACCUUUUUUUUUAAGGUGCUGUUAGGCAGAUUUUGUCAUAUUUGGACAGAACCAAGCUAGCUAUUUCCCCAUGUUUCCCGUCUUUGUACUGAGCUUAGAUAACCAACUACUUGAUGUAGGCUCAUACUUACCGUACAGACACGAGAGUGGUAUCAGUCCCUGAACAAGUGUAUUUACCAAAUGUCAAACUAUAUCUUUAACCACACAGAAAGAGAGACUAUCUUGGCUUCCAUCUGUCCAUCAUUAUAAAUAACAUUACACACUCCAUCUUUGCUCUGUUGUUGGUUUUAUAGACUAUAAUUUCAACACAGUGCUCAAUUUCAAGGUCAGAUCUUGUAAUGCUGUUAAGACACCCGCUGCAGACAAUUCUCCUUCUCUGUUCAUCAACCAUGUUUUGAUCAAAUCUUCUGAUAAAUUUAGAACAAUGGACAUUUUUGCUAUUUGACGGGUCUCUCUUUCUCUGUGAUGUGCCAUGGCCCCCGCUCCAAUCCUGAGUGCUGUAUUAUUGUGUGCUGUUGUCUUACCUCAUUCAUGUGUUCACUGAGGGAUCUCUACAGCACAGUGCUGUGUUACUGUGUAAUACAUCACACUGCAGUCACAUGCAGUCAUUUCUACCAACACUACUAUGCUGUUAGACACACAACAGACUUUGAGUUGUGUUAAUGUGGUUUUUUGUUUUAUUUUUGGGGAAUUAUUAAAACUGACAGCGUCUGGAGAGUGUAGUGUGAAGGCUUGAGGUGUGUUCAGGCUAUUGGCUGCAUUCCUCAUUUCAUUCCUAGUAUGCGUAAUGAUGACUGGACUGCUUUCUGCAAUAAAAGAAAAUAAUCCUCUCAACUAAA